This is a messenger RNA of Sparassis crispa, 2787 nucleotides long. RefSeq lists its product as hypothetical. Gene Ontology annotation, molecular function: mRNA binding. Gene Ontology annotation, cellular component: post-mRNA release spliceosomal complex; nucleus; cytoplasm. The record is from RefSeq and is a predicted model, not a curated record. Gene Ontology annotation, biological process: regulation of mRNA stability involved in response to oxidative stress. The transcript is spliced from 3 exons. Lineage: Eukaryota; Fungi; Basidiomycota; Agaricomycetes; Polyporales; Sparassidaceae. The coding region runs from base 1 to 2787 and encodes 928 amino acids.
AUGGCCAUUCCUGGGCUGCACAGAUCACUCGCCGGCCCCGCGCUCGGCGGUCCCGCCUCCCAACCUCGAGACAGCUCCCCACGCCCGUCUUCUUCCGCCGGCGCCGUCGCCGCGCCGCAGCCCUCCGCAGCGACCGCCGCGUCUCCCGCCCCGCCGGCGGCGCCGACGAAUGACGACAUCGAGGCGGUGAUCAAGAUGGCCAUGGCCUCCUCCUCCUCCGCCGCAGCCCCGCGCACAAACAAUCCCCCGCGCGACACGCGCACGCAGCUGUUCGUGGGGAACCUCCCGUACCGCGUGCGCUGGCAGGACCUCAAGGACCUGUUCCGCCGCGCGGGCACCGUCUUGCGCGCCGACGUCUCCCUCGGGCCAGACAAUCGGUCGCGGGGGUACGGCACCGUCAUGCUCGCCACCGCGGAAGACGCGGGUCGGGCGGUGGACAUGUUCAACGGGUACUGUUGGCAGACGCGGACGCUGGAGGUGAGGCCGGACAGGCUGGGGGAGGAGCUCGCGGUCGGUGGGUUUUCCAUCAACGGUGGGUUGGGCGUGGGGAACCAUUUGGCGGGCAUUGGACUCGGUAUGCACACGCCUUCUCUUAAUUCGAGCACGGGUGCGUCUACUCUGCCAUCACCGCUGGGGAGAUAUCCCAGCACGUUCGGAGUGGGCGUAGGCGAGGACGGCCUGGUUGUGAACGGUGCCACACCCAUGUCGAGGCCAAGCACGGGCGCAGGUCCCUCUCCGGCUAUCGGAGGGCCAAGUCGAAAUUUAUUCGUCGGAAACCUCCCGUUCCACAUCCAGUGGCAAGACCUGAAAGACCUCUUCCGACAGGCAGGCGCAGUGGCGCGCGCAGACGUCGCGCUCGGGGCGGACGGGCGGUCGCGGGGGUUCGGCACGGUGGCGUUCGCGACGGAGGCGGACGCGGAGCGCGGGGUGCGGAUGUUCAACGGGUACGAAUUCAACGGGCGCCCGCUCAACGUGCACUUUGACAAGUUCGCCGCCCCGUCGUCGUCCUCGGCGCAGGUGGCCGUGCCCGUUCCGCACUCGCCCAUGGGCGUCGCGUUCGCGUUGGCGCACUCGCCCGUGCUCUCGCAUGCGCAUGGGCUGCCGCUCUCGCACGGCGCGUCGUUCGCGCAUCAGAUCCUGCAGCAGCAACACGAGCAGGCGCAGACCCAGCGGACGCCGGUGCAGCCGUUCGUGCGGAGCGUGGAUCCGGGAUACGCGUUCGACAGCCGUGAAUGGGAGCCCCAACGGGAGGCCCCGGGGCACAUUGGGAUGCCGUAUCGGACGGCGUACGACUUCGAGUUUCUCAGCUCGGGACCGAACAGCCCGUACGAGAUGUACGGGGAGGCGGGCGGACGGUCGUUCUUCGGGAGUCUCGAACAGCGGCAGCAGCAGCAGCAGCCACCAUCGCUGUCGGAGGACCGUUCGUCACUCAGUUCUAGGCAGGCACUAUCGCGACCGUCGACGUCGCCGCAGAUGCACACGGUGUCGAACGACGAGUCGCCGGAUGCGUUGCCGCACUCGCAUUCACAUACACGAUCCCUAUCCCAUCUUCAUUCAUACCCGCAUGCGCACUUGCGCUCACACUCUACCCAAAAUAACCACGCGCAUUCGCAUGGCGCGCACCAGCAGCUGCGACACACGGCUACGCACACACACCAACACCCCGCCCACCCAGGGCCCAUCGCGCUUCCCCCGCCGCCGGCCGUCACCGCCUUUCCCAUCCCCCCAGCGCACACCCUCUCCCCGCCCUACCCCGUCGCGCUCUCCCCAAUACAUCCCGCAAUGAGCCCCCUCCACCACCCCGCAAUGAUGGGCAUGCCAAUGGUGUCCAUGACGCCGCACGGGCUCCCGCCAAUCACGCCGAGCAUGCCCUCGUUCACGUUCCUCCCACAGCCCUCCUCAGGGGCCGCGCCGGAACCCUCCUCGUCCGGCACGAGCACGAGCAACUCCGGCUCGAACGGCGCCGCGUACGACUUGGAGAGCGCGCGGCGCGCGGCGCUGCACGGACACAUGCUCUCGCCCUUCGGCUCCGCCGGGGGCGCGUUCUCCCCGGGCGCGACGCUCUCCCCCGGGAUGUCCCCCGGCGCGUUCUGGGGCCGCCCGGGCGCGGCCGCGAACCCGUUCAUCAACCCCGCCGUCGGCGCGCCCGUGCACUCGCGCCCGCUCGACUCGAUGUACUACGCGCGCGGGGAGGAGGCGCGCACGCCGGACGACGAGGACGCCGGGGCGGGCCGCGAGCAGGGCUACUUCCCGCCCGUGCGGGUGUCGAUGGCGAUGGCGAUGGCGCAGGCGGGCUCGGAGCCGCGCGAGCCGCCGGGGUAUUUCCCCCUCGUCCCGCCUUGUGCGAGCGCGCUGGGGAGCGAGGCCGUGGGGGAGGACGGGAGCGCUGCUGCUGGCAGCGGGAGCGGGAGCGGCGGCGGGAGUCUGCGGGGUGGCGAGUUUCCGACGUUGGGGCUGGCGGGGCGGAGGACGUCGUCGACGAGCGAGGGGACGCGGACGGGCGCGGACACGGGCAUGACGGGGAGGACACCCAGCUCGCGGGGCACGUCGUGGACGUCCGAGGACCUCGCGAAGGACGUGCGUGGGCUUGCUGUAGAUGACGAAAUGGUCGCUCUGGGGCCGGCUGCGGCGAUGUGCGCUGGUGCGAAGCCGCGCGCGUACUCUGCCGUGGCGUCCCAAGCUCCUGCUAUGCAAACGCCGUCGCCGGGGCAGCUGCAGCGAGCGGACUCGGACCCGUUCCGUGCGGCGGCGGACGGCGCGGCUCCACUGGCUACAAGCUCCCAGUAA